Molecule: messenger RNA, 996 nt
Organism: Symbiodinium necroappetens
Lineage: Eukaryota; Dinophyceae; Suessiales; Symbiodiniaceae
Source: the annotation of a GenBank genome assembly
AUGAACUGCGACCCUGUGAGGUGCGGAUGGUACUUGUCCAUCUUCUGUGAGUACACGAAGGCCUAUGUGCGCUGCUUCCCGCUGCUAGCGAUGGCUGUGUCCCUCAUGGUGGCGACUCGAAUGGUGCUAAACCACCGCAUCUACUACCAACUCCUCAAGCACGACCUGCUUAUCAGCUUUGACAAAUCAAACCAUGCCUCCGAGGAUCCUCUCUUUCGUUUGCUGCUCUGGUGCUUUGCAAAUGCGUUCCCGCACUUCAUCAUCAACAUCUGGUUGGCCCACCGCGAAGCCUUUCACCUAGUGAAGCUGGGAGAUUUGGCGAGCAGUGCGCAGAAGCUGAUGGCCGCCAACGUGCUGCACGAUGCGCACCAGGUGGCCGUGUUCUACUUCGUGCCAGCGAUUGUCUUUCUGCUCUUCCUUUUUAGUUCUUACGACACAGAGGCCUUGUUGUUGCCACUCAGCAAGUUCUUCGAGGAUGACUUCGAAGCUUCACGGACAGCCUUGAAGAGGGUCCGCUUCAUGCGCGAGAGCGACGUAGCCGCAAGGGUGCAGAAGGGAUUGCAGCUCCAGGGCGAUGGGGCCACGGUUGUGGAUGCCUUCCGGGAGCUGGCGGACGCUGCUGCGACCGAUGCGCCGGCCGUGCUCGCCCGGACUAGCCGCUUGCAGCGAGCCGACAAACAGGGCCGGGAAGAAGCAAGGCUGCGUGUGACUUGGACAAUGUGGCCGGCGCGUUUGCUCCUCGAUCCUCGGCUCUCGGACAAGGACACUGUCAUCUUCCGCUGCUUGUGGCAUGCUUUCUUGGCUGUGAUCGGGCUGCUGAUGCUCGUGGUGUUCUACUGCCUCUCUUGCCAGCUGCUGAAGGAUUUCGGAGACGUCUGGAGUGGGCAGCUGCCGGAUUUGGCUGGGAUUCUCGUCGAGUUGGGGCACUUUGGAAUUGCCGCGUAUCUAUGCCUCAUGCUCUUCCGCCACUCUCUGGUGAAUGAAGCCCUGAGGUGA